UGAUAAGAAAAUGCCGGCAAAAUUGAUUUUGCUUUUUCUGAGUUUUUGUGUGGUUUUCACAGAAAAUGAGGGUUUUAGAUUCCCACAUAUGAAAAAUAGUUAUUUAAAAAGCAACAACAGCAACAGUGGAUACUUUUAUAAAACGUUUUACUUCAAACAAAAGGUAGACCAUUUUGGUUUUAAUAACAAUGAUGAAUUUGAGCAGAGAUACCUGUUAUAUGGAGGGUUUAGGCCGCCACAGGGAGGGGGACCAGUAUUCUUUUACACUGGUAACGAAGGAGAUAUUACUUUGUUUUGUAACAACACAGGAUUCAUGUGGGAGUUGGCCAGAGAACUGAAAGCUAUGGUUAUAUUUGGUGAACACAGAUAUUAUGGACAGUCAUUACCCUAUGGUAAUCAAUCAUUUAAGGACCCUACCAAACUUCAGUAUUUGACAUCAGAACAAGCAUUAGCAGAUUUUGCAGUAUUUAUUGAUUAUUUGAGAUCAGAGUGGUACCCUAGACAGAAGGUACCAGUCAUUGCUUUUGGUGGAUCUUAUGGUGGAAUGUUGUCUGCAUGGUUCAGGAUGAAGUAUCCACACUCAGUACAAGGGGCUUUGGCAGCAUCAGCUCCUAUCUGGCAGUUUACAGAUUUAGUAGAUUGUGGAGCAUUUUUGAAGACAGUCACUAAUACAUUUAAACACCAUAAUCCUACAUGUGCAGAAAACAUCAGGAAUUCAUGGAUGAUUAUCAAUAAAGCUGCGACAACAGAGACAGGAAGAAAAACAAUUACUGACACAUUUAAACUGUGCAAGCCUCUGCAAUCUACAGAAGAUGUUGGUACAUUCAAGGCAUGGUUACAAGAAACCUGGGUUGAUUUAGCUAUGGUUGAUUAUCCAUACCCAUCUAACUUCUUAGAACCAUUACCUGCCUGGCCUAUAAAGGAAGUCUGUUCUUAUUUAUCAAAACCAUUGACAACAGAUGCGUCAUUGUUAUAUUUAGUAUAUGAGGCAGUUAAUAUGUACUAUAACUAUACUGGCAAGGCAUCAUGUCUAGAUAUUAACCAGGAGGCAACACAGGCUUUAGGAACAAUGGGAUGGGACUAUCAGGCUUGUACAGAAAUGGUAAUGCCAACCUGUUCUAAUGGUAAAGAUGACAUGUUUGAGCCUGUAGAAUGGGACUAUGAUGAUUAUGCCAAAGGAUGCCAAAAACAAUGGUCAGUUACACCUAGACCAAUGUGGCCAAUUAUACAGUAUGGAGGAAAAAAUAUAACUACAGCUUCAAACAUAAUAUUUAGUAAUGGUUUAUUAGACCCUUGGUCAUCAGGAGGAGUAACAGAGUCUUUAUCAGCAUCACUUACUGCCAUCGUUAUACCUGAUGGGGCUCAUCACUUAGAUCUCAGAAGUACAAAUAAAAAUGAUCCCAAAGAUGUCACUCAAGCAAGACUGAAGGAAAAGGAGAUUAUUACACAGUGGAUAAAGGAUUUUUAUAAAUAAUUUAUUUUUUAUAUUAUUGAAUUAUUUCUUAGAGCAUAAAGUAUUUUUAUUAAUUUAUAUUAAAAAUUAUAUAUUAUUUUUCUUGGAUUAUUGCAUAUUAACGGGAAAAGGACUAGUCUUAAAAAAAAUUGUUACAUUUUUGUUGGUUAUUAUAUAUGUGCUUGUUGAAUAUUUUUGAUAUUUUAUAGCAAUUAGAAUUUGCUAACCCCAUUGUUUAUUAAGUUUUACUGUAGAAGGCAGAUUGCUUGUCCUUUAAAAUUCAAUAGUUUGCAUUAUUCUGAUGAGGCAGAUCUUACUUGAAAAGUUUGGGAUUUUGAUUAAAUGCUUAUUGAUUCAUAUUAUUUUAUGGUUCUUUUUUGGGUAAUUUUUACCAUAUAGAAAAUAGUGUUGAAAUGAUACAGUAUCUUUUAAAAACAAUCUUUGUUUGAGAAGUUGAAAUAGUAUUUAAAGCGUUUUUCUCUUUUGUAUACAAUAUCAUGAAAUGGCUAAGUUAUUUCAUUAUAGCUACGAUAUUUGUUAACUUUUAUACUAUAGAUGACCUUAAAGUUCAAAAUGACCUUGAAUAAAUCCAUAUUUUUAGAAAUGCUGACAAUUUUCAUUUUUCAAUCCAUGAGUGUAAUUCUAAUGACAAUUUAUUGUGGUGGUAAUUUGAUAUUUGCUUUUCUUUCAGUCUGAACUUGCUAUUUGAGAAUUAUAGCCCUUGUUAUUUUCAUGAUAAUGUGAUUGACAAAAAUUUAGUCCCUCGUCAUGUUUUAAGCACAUUCUGUGCCCUCAGCUGCUAAAUUUGUUGUUAUUUUUAAAACUUUUAUUGAUAUUCGAACUGGUGCUGGAUGAAAUGUAUUUUGCUACUUAUCUUAAUAAACUGUUUUAUCUAAA
This is a messenger RNA of Mytilus californianus (California mussel), 2350 nucleotides long. RefSeq names its product lysosomal Pro-X carboxypeptidase-like. The transcript has 9 exons. Gene Ontology annotation, molecular function: serine-type exopeptidase activity; dipeptidyl-peptidase activity. Gene Ontology annotation, biological process: negative regulation of systemic arterial blood pressure; regulation of blood vessel endothelial cell migration; angiogenesis involved in wound healing. NCBI's taxonomy places the organism in Eukaryota, Metazoa, Mollusca, Bivalvia, Mytilida, Mytilidae. The record is from RefSeq and is a predicted model, not a curated record. The coding region runs from base 11 to 1474 and encodes 487 amino acids.